CUCCAGCCGUCAGUUCCUUUCGAUUUGCCGAUUGGGUUUGUUCCCGUUCGUCCUUUGCCGAUAGUCCCGUCCAACGCUCGCGAGUCAAAGUGUCGCGCGCUAAAAUAUUCUGCAGGCCAGACCCCAGACCAGACCAGACCAGACCAGAGCAGAGCAGAGCAGAGCAGCUCCAGCAGUAGUCAGCCAGCCGAGCAGCAGUCAGCAAGUCCUUUGCUCCCCCAAAAUAGCAUCGCGUAGUGUUUGUUUAGUGUAGUAUACAUUUGGGCGCGGCAGCAGCGAAAAUCCCAGUCGCCGGAGUCUCUCAAUAAGGAUAUAAAAUUUACAACAUUGUUGCGUCCGAUAUUUUGAUACCAACGAAGAAGACCACCAAUUCAAUCAGAGAGAUAUAUACGCUAAAACGAGAAUCAAUCAAUCCCAAUCACCGAAAAUCAAAAGCAAUAGCGUUAAGCCAAGCGUGUGUGUCUGUGUCUGAGGAAAAGAGUGUGUGUGUUCUACAAAAAAAAAGAAAAACAAGGGAUCCCCGAUCGAGAUCCUUGAAGAGCUAAAGCUGCAUUGUGAUUUCAUUUUACCUGCAAACGCAACCAAACAAACGAAAAUUGGUUUUUUUAUAUACAAACAAAAAAACACCGACUUUGUGACCAAGCCAACGCCAAAUUUUUAAACGUUUUUUGAAAACUUUACAUCAAACCCCACAAAAACCACACGCAAAAUGGGUCUCUGCGCCUCCAAGGACAAAAAGGAGAAGGUGAUCGAGGGCGAGGUGGCCAAUGGUGAACCCAAUGGCACCGCCACGGCAGCUGGCGCUGGAGGAGAUGGCAAACAAGACACCAUGGUUGAUGCCGCUGUUCUCGCUAAACUGGAGGAGGGUUACGCCAAGCUGGCUGCCUCCGACUCCAAGUCGCUGUUGAAGAAGUACCUGACCAAGGAGGUCUUCGACAACCUGAAGAACAAGGUCACGCCCACCUUCAAGUCGACCCUGCUGGAUGUGAUCCAGUCCGGCCUGGAGAACCACGACUCUGGCGUGGGCAUCUACGCCCCCGAUGCCGAGGCUUACACAGUGUUCGCCGACCUGUUCGACCCCAUCAUCGAGGACUACCAUGGUGGCUUCAAGAAGACCGACAAGCACCCGGCCUCCACCUUUGGCGAUGUGUCCACCUUCGGCAACGUUGACCCCACCAACGAGUACGUGAUCUCCACUCGCGUGCGUUGCGGUCGCUCCAUGCAGGGAUACCCCUUCAACCCCUGCUUGACCGAGGCCCAGUACAAGGAGAUGGAAGGCAAGGUCAGCAGCACUCUGUCCGGCUUGGAAGGCGAGCUGAAGGGCAAGUUCUACCCCCUGACUGGCAUGGAGAAGGCCGUCCAGCAGCAGCUGAUCGACGACCACUUCCUGUUCAAGGAGGGCGAUCGUUUCCUGCAGGCCGCCAACGCCUGCCGCUUCUGGCCCAGCGGCCGUGGCAUCUACCACAACGAUGCCAAGACCUUCCUGGUCUGGUGCAACGAGGAGGACCAUCUCCGCAUCAUCUCCAUGCAGCAGGGCGGUGAUCUGGGCCAGAUCUACAAGCGUCUGGUGACCGCCGUCAACGAAAUCGAGAAGCGUGUGCCCUUCAGCCACGACGACCGUCUCGGUUUCCUGACCUUCUGCCCCACCAACCUGGGCACCACCAUCCGUGCCUCCGUGCACAUCAAGGUGCCCAAGCUGGCCUCCAACAAGGCUAAGCUGGAGGAGGUUGCCGCCAAGUACAACCUGCAGGUGCGCGGAACCCGCGGUGAGCACACCGAGGCUGAGGGUGGUGUCUACGACAUCUCCAACAAGCGUCGCAUGGGUCUGACCGAGUUCGAGGCCGUCAAGGAGAUGUACGAUGGCAUCACCGAGCUGAUCAAGCUCGAGAAGAGCCUGUAAAUUGCCCGCCAACCGCCGAGCAUCGUCCCCCCGGCUGGAGGUGCGUCCUCCGGAGCUAACAUCUAUCCACGGCAGCCACCAGUUCGGGGCACACGCAACAAUCAAGAACAACAACAGCAACACUUAGAAAUCUUCGGCUCGUCCGCCUUGUCGCUUUUGGGCGGUUCGGACUGCAAAAAUGUCUUAGUUUGUAGCGAUGGUGUGGAGCUGCUGUCCCAGUCCGGCGACCUUCGGCAUUUUCGUAUACUUUGAGGGUCGCGGGCGCAGGCAGGGAUCCCAUCUUGCAACACCACCAACACCCACAGCAGCAGCAGCAGCAACAACAACGGAUAACUAUUUGACA
Messenger RNA from Drosophila erecta, 2243 nucleotides. RefSeq names its product arginine kinase. Lineage: Eukaryota; Metazoa; Arthropoda; Insecta; Diptera; Drosophilidae. The record is from RefSeq and is a predicted model, not a curated record. The transcript has 2 exons. Gene Ontology annotation, molecular function: creatine kinase activity. Gene Ontology annotation, biological process: phosphocreatine biosynthetic process. The coding region runs from base 710 to 1900 and encodes 396 amino acids.